Messenger RNA from Zingiber officinale, 614 nucleotides. RefSeq lists its product as uncharacterized. The transcript is spliced from 3 exons. The record is from RefSeq and is a predicted model, not a curated record. Bases 94 to 540 code for a protein of 148 amino acids. Lineage: Eukaryota; Viridiplantae; Streptophyta; Magnoliopsida; Zingiberales; Zingiberaceae.
UCCAUAUCCAUAUCAAAGACGUGUUCAUCAAAAUAAGAAGAAGAAAGAGAGAGUGAAAGGGAGGAAGGGAAAAAAAAUAAAGAGCCGUAAUCGAUGGUGGGCAUCUUCACAAUCUUCUCCGGCUAUCUUCCCAAACCUCGUCAUCUUCAACCGAAGUUGGAGGAGGUCACUGAGAAGAGGCGAGACCAUGAUGGCUAUGCUGAUCUCGAGAGGGAGGAAGAGGAGGGAAUUGUGGUGGCUGUCGAGCAAUUCAAACCGAUAAAUCAUCCUACUGAACCGUCGGAAGAUGAUCGACCUAUGAAGCACCCUUUGCCCUUUUCUUCUAUGGUAAAUGAAGAAGGUGAGAUGACAAAGACUUUUAUCGAAAAUUUGCGUAAAAUGGCAGAGUCUCCUAAAGGAAACGAAGGUGGAAUUUGUAGCAAAACUUCAAAGCUUGUAGAUCGCAAGCGGCAACAUUACGAUCAAGGCCACCCUCUUCUUCCUUCAUCCAACUACAACUUCUUUCAAGUUUUCCAGCAGUGUAAAGAUUUUGAAGCUUGACAAAUAGCUUCCAAGUUACUGAUUGAUUGAAUAUCUAUAUAUUGGGAUGAUGUAUAGUUUUUGUUUACUCUAUU